Toxorhynchites rutilus septentrionalis is the source of this 2222-nucleotide messenger RNA. RefSeq names its product facilitated trehalose transporter Tret1-like. Gene Ontology annotation, molecular function: transmembrane transporter activity. The record is from RefSeq and is a predicted model, not a curated record. NCBI's taxonomy places the organism in Eukaryota, Metazoa, Arthropoda, Insecta, Diptera, Culicidae. Bases 7 to 1404 code for a protein of 465 amino acids. Gene Ontology annotation, biological process: transmembrane transport. Gene Ontology annotation, cellular component: membrane. The transcript has 2 exons.
ACUGUAAUGGCCACAAAUUCGACCAAUGUAGGCUUAUCUCAGUAUCGUAAUGAAUAUCUCGCGGCGAUUGCUGCUACUAUUUCUUUGUUGGCGAUUGUCGCUUCAGCAGGUAGGACAUCUCCAGCAAUUCCAGCUCUCGAGAAGGAAGAUUCUCCUAUUCCUAUUACCGCAAAUCAAGGAUCAUGGAUUGUGUCGAUCCCUCCGAUAGGUGCAUUCUUUGGUCCGAUAAUUACAGGUCUGGCAGUUGAUCGAUAUGGACCGAAGCGAACACUUCUGUUUUCAGUGACACCGCUGGCCAUCGGGUGGAUUUUAAUCAUAUUUGCCAGUAAUGUUGAGACCCUCUACGCCGCUCGUUUCCUACAAGGAAUCUCUUACGGCACUGUUUACUCGACCAUACCUAUUUAUUUAGGCGAAAUAUCUUCGAAUGCUAUUCGUGGUUCCACUGGAGUGCUUGUUAUCGUGAUGGCUAAUUCCGCAUAUGUAUUGGAAUAUAGCGUUGGACCUUACGUGGAUUUUCGAUCACUCGCUUGGAUUUCACUCGCAUUGCCAGUCAUAUUCUUCGUUUUAUUCAUUUGGACACCAGAAUCACCCUACCACCUACUGGCUCACGGUCGUAAUAAAGAAGCUUUGAGCACACUCUGUUGGUUGCGCCGAUCAGAUGAAUCUUCAGAUCAACUAGAAAAGGAAUUCACGCAGAUGAAAGCUCUGAUUCUGGAAACCAAAAACGAUAACAAUUCGUCGAAAAACCUUUUCUUGAGAAGGAACAGAAAGAGUUUGGGAAUCAUGUUGCUAUUAUCCUGUGGAAUUCAGCUGACUGGUAUAGCUGCUAUCUUAGGAUAUGCGCAAACAAUUUUUUCUAAAUUAGAUAUGGACUUGGAUGCAGCAGAGUUAUCAAUUAUUCUGGCCUCGGUCCAACUAAUUACCGUUUUCAUUCCAACGUUCCUCGUUGACAGAGCUGGACGACGACCGCUGUUACUCAUAUCUGCUGGAGGUUCCUCACUUGCGCUAAUAACGUGUAGUAUCUACUUCACCUUCGAUGCUCAUGGUUAUCGAACGGAGCCCCUUAGUUGGGUUCCCUUCGUGAGCAUUUUGGGAUUCAUUGUAUCGUUUGCACUUGGUUUAGCGACGGUGCCAUAUGCCAUUCUAAGCGAAAUAUUUAUUAAAAAUAUCAAAGCGAUAGCGAAUGCACUAUUUGCCAUGAUAACAUCGGUGGUGGUUUUUGUGGUCAUAAAAUUGUUCCAGAUAAUUUCGGAUAGUGCAGGAACAUAUGUUUCAUUUUGGAUAUUCAGCGGUUGCACUGUCUGCACGGGUGUGUUGAUACAUGUUUUAAUACCGGAAACAAAAGGAAAGUCAUUCGAAGAGAUUCAGAAGAUCAUGACGGAUAAGCUUCCAUCAAAUGAGUAGGCUUGAGGCAUAUCGUUGAAGGAUGAAAUAUGGAGUCAUUUUCGUUAUGAAGUUGAUUUAUAGCUUUUCGUUAUUUAAUGAAGCGACAAACCAACUAUAGCACAAAAGCUUUUGUGUACAUUCUGUCAAAUAUAAACGUGGAAUUCGUGUUUUUCAAGAAAGUACUGUAUUUAUCAUCUAAACUUAUAUUAUCGUCUUCAAAUAGGCCCCUUAUAGCUUUAUCCAGGAAUCGCUUUCAGUACUCGCAGCGAAUUCGUUUUUAUGUCUUCAAUGCUGUCAAAAAGGGUUCCACAAAGCGGUAAUUUGAGUUUCGGAAAUAGGAUAAAGGCACACGAAAUCAUAUCUGGAGGGUACAGUUCUUGUUCAAUCACAUUCGUGUCAUUCUUGGUCAAAAAUUCAUUCACAAUGAUCGAUCGUUGAGUUGGUAUAUUAUCGUGGUGUAAAAUCCAAAUGGUAUCCUUCCACAAACCUGGCCGUUAGCAACGAAUUUUCUCAUAACGCCAAUUCUCUAUUGACCUUCGGAAAAUUUCCGAAUGGACAACAUCAUAUAAAAAAUCAUCGAUCAAAGAAAGUUACUUGUUUUUAAUGACGCUGCAAACAAACUAAAUGAUAGAUCGUGCUCAAAAGUGUCAUUAAGGCCUGUCAAAAAACUUCAACUUAAAAAAAUUCAAAAACUAAAAAUUUGAAAAAUGGUUAGCAGGAAGAUUUCAAAUUUCAAAUUCCCGAUAUAUAUUUGAGAGUAUGUAUUUGUUUAUUGUAUUUACACAUUAGAAUGUAUAGAAGUGAGGAAAUUAGUUAAUCAACAAUGGAAUAUAUUC